AUUAUUGCUUUUGAAAAUCAAUACUUUGUUCAUUAUUAAAUGGCAAGACAUUGAACUUUUUAAGGAAAUUUCUGGACACCAGCCUCUCCCAUUGAAAGACAAAGAGUCUGCCUGUAUUGUCUCCAACAGUGAGACAAGGUGGUUUUAAAACCAUGAUCCUCACAAGGAUCAGAUCCCUAAAUGGUCCAGCUUGGGCACAGACAAAGGAUCGCAGUUUUGACUCUGCUGCCGAUUCACCGAUUGUAAACCAGACUUAAAUAAUUUCUUAAUUGUAAAUACGUUGAAUAGGUUAUGAACCUAUAAAACAUAAAGCUUUUUUCCUUUGGGAGUUAAAAUGCCUGAUGUUCUACAUAUAAUAGUUAAAUAAUAGUUAAUGUAAACAAGGGACUUGCGAAACGCGCUUUCGCCUUGCAAACGGUAGACAAUGUAACCUGUUGCAAUUUUUCAUAAAUCGUUACACAAUUCAUACAUUUACACAUGCAGGAGAGGGUAUUUUCGUUGUCGAUAUAAAAUUGAUCUAAAGUAGUAAAUUUAAAUUAAAUUAUUCUAACCAAGGAGAAUCCAUCCCCGAACAGAGUUUCUCCCUGUGACCAAAGUGUAAGCAAAUUUUCAUUAACUAAUGUCUGGUUUACAUCUUCGUAAGUGUCGUAACCAUUAUACCAAACACGUAGUGCAGCUAUUCGUAGGCUUUGGAGCCUAAACGUUUGUCUUUGCGGAAUGAUUGUGACCAUAUUUUCAUACUGUGCUGCCCCAGGAAAGACCGGGAAUGGUCAUGUAAGACAACGGCAAUAAACGACUGCAUCUCGUGCAGUCUGGGGUUGUUUGUUAUAUGCGUAUGCUUGACUCGUGAACAUGUCAAGGUGGCUGACGUGUAAAAUAUUUCUAUUUGUGAUUUUGUGUGGCAUGUGCAGUUAACAAUGACCGAUUUGAAUAAAAAAAAAUACAAAUUUACAACCAGACUAUUCCUCAUCGACAUCGGUAAAAAUGACUCGACAAUUAACGAUUAAAUAAAAACCAGGUUUAUGUAAUGCAAUGCAUAUGUCGAGACUGGAAGAGCUAGUUCUAGCUGAGAGCUUGUUUUAAAAGUUGCCGUCGUAGAAAGUUUGUCACGAAAAAAAUUAUAAUACUUGUCUGUAUAAAGUGGCUUUUGGGCAAGGGUGGUCAGGCCUAGAGUUUUCAUCAACCUCUUCUUCAGGCUCAGAGUUUUCAUUACCCUCGUUACCCUCUUUUUUGUAUUACUUUCCGUAUUUUGGAUCAUCAAAUUCCCGACGCGUUAAUUAUUUAGUGAUAUUCUUAGAUAUGAAUAGAAAAUGAAAAGUUAAUUUAAACGACGGCCAACGGUUGUUUUCAUAAUCCCCAAUAAGUAAUCCAGACACUUGCAAAGUCAAAGAUCUUUCGUGCAACUGGACUGGAAUAAUUCACAAAUUUUUAUUGCUAAUUAGCUAAUUUAUGGAUAUGCAUAUUGUCGGUGUUAAUUUGUUAUUUGUCCAGUGAGCCAGUGACUCCAGUCUCGCUUAGGUGCUCACACUAUAAACAUCUACAUAUAUUCUCGAAAGAUAAAACGUUUAGCAGACGAAACAUCGAAUCGUAUUAUAUUGGGUUUGUAUAACAAUUUGAGGUGUGUCUUCAAGACUUCAACCGCAGUCAGUCAGGUACAGGCUAAAUCCUGCGGGACAACAUGUUGAUCAAAAGUCCAAAGUCGGUGUUUUACUUAUGGUGUUUCGUGGCCUUACAUGCUGUGUUUGCUGAAUGCCAAUCAAACAGCGCAAAUCUCCCUUUUGAUACAGAUUCCGACGUUGAAAACCUAGCCAAAGGAGAUAUUCAUUACAAUCGCCUGGUUUGGGACCCGACUGGUCAUACAAUCACCGUGUUCAAUAUAUCUGGCACUUCACCUUUACACAUCGUUUUAAUUCGCAAGAAUGUUGGAAAUUGUGAAAUGUUUUUCCUACGAUUGAAAGGUGUUACAAAACCUCUCUCGUUUAUGACAUGUGUCGCAGAGUUGUCAGACACGAGUUUAGAAACGAAAUGCGAAUGGGUCAAUCAUACUAGAACACUAGAGAUGAACGAAGGUAAUAUCUACGGUAUGCCUAACGACUGUGGACCUUGGUAUCUGACAAUUUAUCUGCCAAAUACCUUCAACACAACAGCACUUUCCGUGGAAGUGUCUAGUCCAUACGAUCCUCUCGUAUUCAGGUGGUUUCGAGUGAUAACAAAUCUUGCUCUCCUGCCUGCCGUUAUCCUUGCUUUAAAACGACGUUUUUAUGCCCAAGCAAUUAUUUACGUUUUAACCACUGCAUUAUCAUUGAUGUAUCACUUGUGUGAAGCGGAGCUGCAUUGUUUUAAACAAUAUUCACGCCUUCACUUCAGCGACUAUUAUGUCUCUGAUUUCUCAAUAAUAGCAACAAUCUGGACAAUGACACGAAUGAAGCCACCGAUGAUUCAUCUUGUAUUUCUGACGAUUGCAAUCUUGCUACAGUUUGCCGUCACGGAAACGUUUAACUCAAACUACCACUUCUACAUAAAUCUUAUUUUGUCAGGACCAGCUUUGCUAUAUGUUUGUUUUCAAUAUAUUUCCCGAACAGUGAAAUACGGAAGAAUCUAUCCUAGUCCAAAAAGGUGGAUAUUCAACCUGCUUCCUGGUUAUUCACUGGCUAUGACUGGAGCUAUAAUCAAUUUGGUAAUUUCGGAACCAGAAAACUAUUACUAUGUUCACUGUAUCUGGCAUGUUACCAUCAUGCUCUCAGUUGCUUUCUUGUUACCUGUGCCUAUUGAAGAAGACCAAGAUGAACGUUGGUGGAUGGAUAAAUUGGGCGAAGACAGUUAUUCACCGCUAAAAUGAAGGGGUUAUCGAUAUAUGGUAGUUCGAGUCAGCAGCUGCUGGGUAUAGCAGAAUUCAAGUGUACUGUAGCUCACAGUAAUUAGCGAGAUCUAAACUCAAGGUUUAGAUCUAUUGAGCAUCUCAAUGAUCUCAUUGCAAAAUAGCUUAGGCAUCUGAUUGGUACUGUUCUUCCAAUGCUAAUGGUACAGGAAGUUAUAUUCUUGAUGUAUUCUUUUUGGUAUUUUAUGUUUUGUAUUAUUGAUCUUGUGAAGCAAAAGAGGGAACUGUGGGAUAAUUCUGGCGUGCGGAAAGAAAACCUCAUGUUACGUCCGAUUACUUACAUGAAAAGAAUUGAGAAGUGUAUACUAAAAAUACGAAAGUUAAAUACAAAACCUUUGAUACAAAACGGAAAGUAGAAAAAGAGAAAAGUUUAGGAUUAGACGAUUGGUUUUGAUUGGCUUUUGAUUGUUUUUGGUUGUUUUUAGCGCUGACGCCGUGUCGCGACUGGGCCACACUGGUCUGGGCCGAGAGUGUUUAUGAUAAAUCUUACGUCAUUGAUUUUGGCUGAUUUUGCAAAAUCCACGUUGGCAUUUUUGACGCUUGACACAAAACAUGGUCAACAAUUUAACUGAAACUGUGUUGUCACGUCCGGUGUAAACAAAACACCGCAUAUAAAUACUUCUAAAUAAUUGUAGCUCAUCAUGAAGCUACAGGUUCAAGAUAUCUUGAUCCACGAUGACUGUUAUUGCGAACAAGGGGCAAACUAAUUCUGAUAAAUAUGGGAAGGCAACGUCAGUCAACCUAGAAUGUGUGUUUUCCAAUAGUUUGGAAAGUUUUGUAAAGUUUUACAGAAGUAAUAUUUCUUUGCAAGAACGACGGCAACUUACGAUUGCUGCAUCGAAAGGAAGGCUAGACUAUAAAACGUCGACUGUGAUACGCGAGCAAGAAGAGGAGAUGUUAAAUAUUUUGGAAUUACCAUCAUCGUUGCAACUUUUGCUGUUAUCCUAUCUUGAUGUACACAGCUUAUGUCAAGUUUCCCAAACAUGUAAAUUGCUAAAUAAUGUGGCCAGUGAUCAUUUAUUAUGGGAGAAGAUUUUAAAACGAGAUUUAAGGACAUGGACACUACUUAAUUAUCAGUCAUAUCCUCAAAUAUUUCUUGAUGCUGGUGCAGAUCUGGAAACUAAACAAAUAUAUGCUAGAUGUUACUCUGGCAAUGAAAAAACGAAAAACUACAAACCUGCUGAUGAAUCAUUCUUGACAAAACUUUUAAAAUUUGCACCAUUUUAUCAAAAGACUCCUCCUAGAGUGCAAAUGUUUGGGCCAGGUUUAGAAGCAAGUACAAGUGGAUUAGUGCACAAGUUAUUAUGGAAUGAGAUUUCUCCAUUUUGUGUCCAGGACAUGUUUUCUGGAUUGGAGGAUGGAGUUGGCAGUGGAUUGUCCUUGAAGUAUAAUGAAUCUGAAAUUGUAAAUUUAAUAAUCACAUAUUCUUCCACAAAAAAAGAAAGAGAGGCAGCUGCCAAGGAUGGUUCCCCGGUCAAAAAUAAAAUGUUACUGGAUGAAGACGAUAAAUUAUUAGUGCACGAAGUUAAUCAUUCUGUUCGCCAGUUAUGCAAAACAAUUGAUGCGUUCAUUUUUGUUGUUGAUUCUUCAACCAGUAAAGAAAAAGUAUCUAAAAGUAAGGAUUUACUUCUUUCAAUGAUGGAUGAAAGAUGGACAAGUAAAAAAGCACCAUUAUUAGUAUUAUCCUGUGCUAAAGAUGCAGUGCUGGACAAAUCAAUGUUAACCUGUGUUGAUGUUGUUGAAGGACUUGAACUUAGCAAGAUGAACAGACAUUGGCAGGUUACCCAAGUUGUGGUUGAAACAUUAGAAGGCAUUCACACUGCAAUUAACUGGCUACUUAAAGAAUGUUCAAGUUAUUGAUACACAUGCUGGAGUAUAAUGAAAUUCAAGUGCCACGUUCAUGACAAUUUUUUGUGUACUAUGGUCUUUAACCCUUUAUAGAGCCUGGUUAUAAAAUAUAACAUUUCCGGUACGUGGUCAUUACUGUAAAUGCUUUGUCAGAAAGUAAUAUAAUAUAUGAACCAUGACUAGAAGCAAAAUUCAAGCAAUUUAUUGCCAUCUUCAUCUGUAGUAAAAUAUCAUGAACAUGAUCAUGGGAUAUAGAUAAUUAUGACAAAAAAAUUUGAUCUUGGCUAAAAUAUUAUCAAACACUUUGUUAUAAAUAAUGCAAGUAUUUAUA
Molecule: messenger RNA, 5057 nt
Organism: Dendronephthya gigantea
Lineage: Eukaryota; Metazoa; Cnidaria; Anthozoa; Malacalcyonacea; Nephtheidae
Product: F-box only protein 4-like
Exons: 12
Coding region: 3554-4738 (394 amino acids)
Biological process (GO): protein polyubiquitination; SCF-dependent proteasomal ubiquitin-dependent protein catabolic process
Cellular component (GO): SCF ubiquitin ligase complex
Molecular function (GO): GTP binding; GTPase activity; protein binding
Source: RefSeq, a predicted model, not a curated record